Molecule: messenger RNA, 5764 nt
Organism: Seriola aureovittata
Lineage: Eukaryota; Metazoa; Chordata; Actinopteri; Carangiformes; Carangidae
Gene: gja3
Product: gap junction protein, alpha 3
Exons: 2
Coding region: 158-1585 (475 amino acids)
Biological process (GO): cell communication
Cellular component (GO): connexin complex
Source: RefSeq, a predicted model, not a curated record
CAAAGAUUAACAAGAAAAAAAAGAAAGAGUUAUUGCUUGACUAAUGUUUUUCUCUUCCAGGUGUCAUACAUAUUGUGAACCCUAGUCGAUGGAUUUAUUACCUUUAAUACAAGAAUAUUUUACCUGUACUUUCUCCAUAGGCUAGAAAUCUUGAAGCAUGGGCGACUGGAGCUUUCUGGGGCGGCUGUUGGAGAACGCUCAGGAGCACUCAACGGUCAUCGGCAAAGUCUGGCUGACUGUCCUCUUCAUCUUCAGGAUCCUGGUGCUGGGGGCCGCGGCUGAAGAGGUCUGGGGCGACGAGCAGUCUGACUUCACCUGCAACACCCAACAGCCCGGUUGCGAGAACGUCUGCUACGACGAGGCCUUCCCCAUUUCGCACAUCCGCUUCUGGGUGCUGCAGAUCAUCUUCGUGUCCACGCCGACCCUCAUCUACCUGGGCCAUGUGCUACACAUCGUCCGCAUGGAGGAGAAGCGGAAAGAGAAGGAGGAGGAGCUGCGCAAAGCAAACAGGUUGCAAGAGGAGAAAGAACUCCUUUAUAGAAAUGGUGGAGAUGCAGCAGGAGGAGGCGGCAAGAAGGAGAAGCCGCCAAUCAGGGACGAGCACGGCAAAAUCCGUAUCAGAGGCGCAUUGCUGCGUACCUAUGUGUUCAACAUUAUUUUCAAGACCCUGUUUGAAGUGGGAUUCAUUUUGGGCCAGUAUUUCCUCUAUGGCUUCCGGCUGAGGCCCCUGUACAAGUGUGCACGUUGGCCCUGCCCCAACACCGUUGACUGCUUCAUAUCGAGGCCCACUGAAAAGACUAUUUUUAUUAUAUUUAUGCUUGUGGUGGCUUGCGUGUCUCUUUUGCUGAAUUUGUUAGAGAUCUAUCACCUUGGAUGGAAGAAAGUUAAACAGGGCAUGACAAAUGAGUUUGCCCCCGACCACAUGUCGCUGCGCCACGUCGACAUUGCGGAGCCCGAGUGUUUGGCCUCGGCCUCCAGAACUGCCCCAUCCAGCCUCAGCUACCCUCCCAACUACACAGAUGUUACGGCAGGGAGCGGGGCGUUCCUGCCGCCCAUGGGGCCGGCAGCCGUGCCCUCAGCAGCAGAGUUCAAGAUGGACGACCUCCAGCAGGAGGAGUCCCUCCGCCAGCCCUCCCCCUCUUCCCACUACUACAUCAGCAACAACAACAACCACAGGCUGGCCACGCAGCAGAACUGGGCCAAUCUGGCCACCGAGCAGCAGACUCGGGAGAUGAAGGCCACCUCCCCCUCCCCAUCCUCCUCUUCCUCCGCCAGCAACGACAACGAGCAGCAGCAACAGCAGCCCGUCGACGCUGCGCUGCACCUUCCCACCAGCAACACCACCAGCAACACCAACAUCACCAACACAACCGCCACUGCCGCCUCCAGCAGCGGCAGCCCCGGCUCUGCCUCCAACGCAGGCAGCUGGGGCGGGGGGAAGAGCGAGCAGGAGGACGGCCACGUCACCACCACCACAGUGGAGAUGCACGAGCCUCCAGUAACGGUCAGCACAGACCCCCGGCGGCUCAGUCGGGCCAGCAAGAGCAGCAGCAUCAGGGCCAGGCCGAACGACCUGGCUGUCUAAACCUCUUCAGCCCCUUUCAUGUCCCUAAACCCUCCCUGACCAACAGCCCGCUUCCCUCAACCGCUCCCCAAACACAGUGAUUCUCAGACAACAACAACAAAAAAAAUCACACACAUGCAUAAGAAAAGAAAAGAAAAAUUAAAAAAAAAAUUAAAAAAAAUUGAAAAACAAAACAAAAAAAACCCCAAAACAUCAGAAGGCGACGAGCGACAGGAAAGCAGAAAGAAAGAAAGAAAAAACGUUUAGGCAAAUGUGAAAUGACCUGAUCAGCAGCAGUUGUUGAUUUAGUGCGAUCGGUGAGUUGCAGAGUAGUUGAGGCAAGGUUUGUUUGUUUGGAUGGUCUUAAUUUAUACACACACAAUGUGAUUAUGCAGUGCUACAAGGUCGGGAGGCUCCGCUCACAGCGGUGGAUGGAGCGAAGGACGUUGUAAUGUCACGGACUCACCAUAGUGUUUUGGUUUUGGGAGGGAAGAUCUCAUGGUGUUUCUCUACUUUCUCUUCUUCUUCACGACCCUAAAGGACUAAUUACUCCAAAUGAAAAUGAUCUUUUUGUUUUUUUUCUUUAUUUCAUCUGGAGGAAGCACAGGAAGCACAUUGUUGUACACUUCAGUUAUUGGAUGUGUAGCCAGAAAACUGCUCAUAUAUCUUGUUAAUCAUUUUUUUAUCUGGUUUUCACAGUCAGCUCAGCAGCACAAACAUGCACUACGUGUUGCACUACGUGUUACAGCUUCUUCACCUGUGACCUGGAAAGUCUUUUCACUGCAGCACUUCCUGAUUUUUUUUUUUUUUUUGCAAAAACAAAACACCUGUCUGGAAGUGAUUUUUAUCAACAAACAUAACAUCGUGUAUCGUGUUCCUCGUAGUCGCACACGCCUACAACUCACCGAUUCACUCACAAGUCGGCGUAGACGCAGUGUGGACCGGGAUGUGGGUCAAAACAAACCCCUUCCCCCUCCCCCGCUGGUAGAAGUCAUCCCUGUGAGGCCCAGAAUGCACCUGGGUCUCUCGGAAAAAACGCCACAUUUGCCACGAAUCACAUAGAGAUCAAAAGGUUCCCACCACACUACUGAGGAAAAGUAGGAGCAGAGUCCCUCACGCCUGCCUCUGUCAGUGUCGCCUUCAGUCAACAUGUCUGAAAAUUUAAAAACGCUCUCCAAUAACUGCACAAAUGACGAGAUACUGCCUUCAAAGAAUCUUGAAGAUAUUAUGCAAAAUACACGACAGCCACCAUCUGAUUUAUCUGAUAUUCAUUCAGACAACCUCCCGAAGCUCUUUGCUCAGACUUGAAACAGCCAAAUUUUUUAAUUUUUUUUUUUUUUAUAGUUAGAUUGUUGGCAGAUAUAUAUUUUUUUGCCCUAAAAAACCCACAACUUCCUUUUUAACCAUCACACCAAAGAGCGACUCUGGGAGUGAAACGAUUUUCACCGUCAUUGGUUUUAUUCUGAGAAGUGCUAUUUUUUUAAAAACUGAAUUGAAUUUUACUCAUAAAUUGCAUAAUUGUAGUAGUCAGUUUGUGAUUGCGAAACAGCUACGAUUUAAAAAUUAAAAAUUAAAAAAAUGACAAAAAAAUGACAAAAAAAACAAAAAAAAAAGACAAAAACGACUGGCGUUGCGAGUAUUGAAACGCCACGGUGCAGUCGACCUCGACGGCUUCUACUUUGUUGUGUUCAUCUUGAUUCUUAGAGAUCUUUAGAAAACCCACACCUUUAACUGAAUCCAUCAGCAGUCACAGUCCUCUGUCUCUGUUGUGUUACUGUGCUGUUCGGUUCAUUCACAGCCCAGGCACUCACUUUCAAAAAGCUUUUUAUUUUUAUUUAACUUUACAACAACCUUAAUUCACUGUGUUAUCCUGUGAAUUCACCUCUGGGACAGGUGUUGCAAGUACACAGUAACACCGUGUGGACACACUCAGUAAUCUGCAUUGGAGAUAUUGCACACACAGGGUAUAACAACACAAUUAAAUACAAACAUGUUUGUGCACAGUCAACACUUUUCCAGUAGUUAAUGUGCAGGUUAAUACACUGGAGUAAGAGAAACGUAAAGUGGUACCAGCUGUUUGUUUUUUUUUUUUGAAUCAUUUUUCAGGGGGGUGGGGGGGGUUACAAAAUGAUGGUACUGUAUGGUGUAAGAGUAUCUGUACCCAUAAAGGUAUAAUGUUUCAUACUGUUUCUUACUUGCUUAAGUGACAUUUAGUGCCAACAGAAACACAAAGAGGAGAAUAAACACCUGCACAACACACAGGUAAAAGCAGCCUUUCCCAAUUCAUGUUUCUUGUUCAAAAUCACAAAAAAAACUUUGUUAUCUGCAUUUGUUUUUGAUUCCUAAAGUUUACAUUUUGGUAGUUGAUAAAGAUUUGCACAUUUAGGAAAGAAAAUUGCUGUUCUACAAUGCUAAUAUUGGUAGUAAUAGAGGGAGAAAGAGAGAGAGAGAGAGAGAGAGCGUGAUGUCGAACUGCCAAUCUCUAUGAUCCUCAAAGGAAAAAAUGUCUUAAAACCGAAACGCAGUGGCUCUUCACAGAAAAGGCAGUAUUAAAAAAAGAAACUGUUAUUUAUCUCAAGCUCAGAUAAUGAAUUGAUGAGUUUGAAGAUUUAAAAAAAGGAAGAAAAAAAAAAAACAGCAGCGAGAGAGAGAAAAAACAGUUGGGGUAUUUUUCUGUGUUCACUCAGUAUGUUCUCACAGACUGGUCGGGACUCUGGUCAGACGUCGUAUCAGACGACUCCACUGUUGAGACAGUGUUAGCUGGGUAGCUGGCCCUUCCCUAACCCCGCAUACGAAGCCCUGACAGGAUGUUGUGUUCGAAGCCCGUCGUCCCUGUAACUCCUCCAAACUCUCUCCUCUUACGUUUCAUGCAGAGCAUGAUUUCUCUGGCUCGUCAGGGAGUAGGAACCAUCUCACAAUGCUCAGAACAGCAGCCUGUUUUCAAUGCUGUCUUAAACAAGAGAAGUGCCUUGUGUAUGAAUGAUUCUUUUGUAAGAACAAGUUGAUGUAAAUGUUCAUUUACCUCAAAUGUUUACAAAACUGUUACUAAAUAAAUUUUUUGUACCAUAUUUGUUGUCCCUGCUUUUGCUUUACAUGUUGAUUCCCACACGCAUCAGUGCAGAGCUGGAGACUUGAAACACGUGACUUGACCUUGACUUAAUAUUAAAGUUUGUCAGAUAUUUCAGAUUUAGACUUAGAGGAUUUUUGCCUGUCCUCCAUCUUUAUAGCUCAGAGGAGAGGAACACGGUUACAUACUGGACCAAACUUAUCUUAAAAGAAACAGAAACAAGAUCUGACCUGAGACGCAGCUGAUUCCCUGCAAAGUGAGAAAAACCUGCAGGGCUCAGCGUUGAAGACCGCUGCCUCAGAAAGACUUGAAACACUCGUUAGCUUUCAGCUUUUCUAAGCACGUGAAAUAAUGAAGGUACUGAUUUAUCAAACGGUCAGCAAUGCAAGCGCAGGCAUGAAUGGGGGUUGAACCCAUGAUCUUUGGUUUACGAGACCAACGCCUUACCACUUGGCCACCAUGCCACAAAAGUGUGUCUACUAUCAAUGAUACAGAAAGAUAAAAUGUGAAAUAUCUCAAUUGUUUACAGGAUCAAAUGUUCAAACAAUAAUCUAGAUAUCUCAUAAAAUCAGAAGAUGUGAUGUUAUAAAGUUUAGGGGGGUGGGAAAGUUCACUCUUGACUCUGUAAAGUGCUGUCCGUAAUUUGUCGAUGUCAUGCUUGUGUAGAGACCAUCAAAUACGUUAUUUAUUCUCUGUCAGAUGCAGUUUCUACAGGUUUCAAAUUACACUACAUAAGUCAAAAUAUAUGUUUACUUUUAAUUACUGACUUAUGAAAAUAUUCAGAAAAGUCACUCAGUUAUAUCACUAGUUAUAUUCUCUAUUUGCUUUUUCUGUACAUUUAAAAAAGUGUGUUUUUAGCUGAUGUUUUUAAACAGAAGUAGCGCUAUGGAAACAUCAUAGUUUAGGGGCCAUGACAAAUAUAAUUAUCACUGUUUUCUCAUUGUAAAGCUGGAGAAAUUUACAAGACAGCCAACAUAUCCAGCACUUAUAUACAUCAGCAUGAGGAAAGCUUUGGAGUGUCUUCGGCAUUACUCUCUUUGUAGACUCUUUGGCCUCCGACCUCCCAGCAGCUCACUCCCUCACUCUGCAUUCAGACAGCGAAUGUCAAAAUGCGACACUGAGCCAGAGACACG